AUGAAGUCUCGGCAGAAAGGAAAGAAGAAGGGCAGCUCAAAGGAACGGGUGUUUGGGUGUGACCUGCAGGAGCACCUGCAGCACUCAGGCCAGGAGGUGCCCCAGGUGCUAAGGAGCUGUGCAGAGUUUGUGGAGGAGUAUGGUGUGGUGGAUGGAAUCUACCGCCUCUCAGGGGUCUCCUCCAACAUCCAGAAGCUCCGGCAGGAGUUUGAGGCAGAGCGGAAGCCAGACCUGCGGCGGGAUGUUUACCUCCAGGACAUUCACUGCGUCUCCUCCCUGUGCAAAGCCUAUUUCAGAGAACUGCCAGAUCCCCUACUCACUUACCGACUCUAUGACAAGUUUGCUGAGGCUGUGGCUGUGCAACUGGAGCCUCAGCGCUUGGUCAAGAUCCUAGAGGUGCUUCGAGAUCUCCCUGUCCUGAACUACAGGACCCUGGAGUUCCUCAUGCGGCAUUUGGUGCACAUGGCCUCAUUCAGUGCCCAGACCAACAUGCAUGCCCGCAACCUGGCCAUCGUAUGGGCCCCUAACCUGCUGAGGUCUAAGGACAUAGAGGCCUCAGGCUUCAAUGGGACAGCGGCCUUCAUGGAAGUGCGUGUGCAGUCCAUCGUCGUCGAGUUCAUCCUCACGCAUGUGGACCAGCUCUUUGGAGGUGCUGCCCUCUCUGGUGGUGAGAUGGAGAGUGGAUGGCGAUCACUUCCAGGGGCCCGGGCAUCAGGCAGCCCUGAGGACCUUAUGCCCAGGCCCCUGCCUUACCACCUGCCUAGCAUCCUGCAGGCUGGCGAUGGGCCCCCACAGAUCCGGCCCUACCACACUAUCAUUGAGAUUGCAGAGCACAAGAGGAAGGGGUCUUUGAAGGUCAGGAAGUGGAGAUCUAUCUUCAAUCUGGGCCGCUCUGGCCAUGAGACAAAGCGUAAAUUUACACGGGGGGCUGAGGACAGGGAGGACAAAUCCAAUAAGGGGGUGCUGCGGCCAGCUAAGAGCAUGGACUCAUUGAGUGCUGCAGCUGGGGCCAGUGAUGAGCCAGAGGGGCUGAUGGGGCCCAGCAGUCCCCAGCCAAGCCCACUGCUGCCUGAAAGCUUGGAGAAUGAUUCUAUGGAGACAGCAGAGGGUGAACAGGAGCCUGAAGCAGAGACACUGGGAGGCACAAACUCUGAGCCAGGCACACCACGAGCUGGGCGGUCAGCCAUCCGGGCUGGGGGUAGCAGCCGAGCAGAGCGCUGUGCUGGUUUCCACAUCUCAGACCCCUACAAUGUCAACCUCCCACUGCACAUCACCUCUAUCCUCAACGUGCCCCCGAACAUCAUCUCUAACGUCUCCUUGGCCAGGCUCACCCGAGGACUUGAGUGCCCUGCUCUACAGCACCGGCCAAGCCCUGCCUCUGGCCCUGGCCCUGGCCCUGGCCUUGGCCCUGGCCCCCCAGAUGAGAAGUCGGAGGCAAGUCCAGCCCCAGGUCCCCUGGCUGACUCAGUCCCGCUGGACGUGGCUCCUGCCCUGGAGGACUCCCUGUCCCAGGAGGUGCAGGAUUCCUUCUCCUUCCUAGAGGACUCAAGCAGCUCAGAGCCUGAGUGGGUGGGGGUGGAAGAUGGGGAGGUGGCCAAGGCAGGAGCAGCAGGAGCAGCCUUCUCCCCUGGGGAGGACGACCCUGGGAUGGGCUACCUGGAGGAGCUCCUGGGAGUUGGGCCUCAGGUGGAGGAGUUCUCUGUGGAGCCGCCGCUGGAUGAUCUGUCUCUGGAUGAGGCGCAGUUCGUCCUGGCUCCCAGCUGCUGUUCCCUGGACUCUGCUGGCCCCAGGCCUGAAGUAGAGGAGGAAAGUGGGGAGGAAGUCUUCCUGAGUGCCUAUGAUGACCUAAGUCCCCUUCUGGGACCUAAACCCCCUACCUGGGAGGGUGCAGAGAGUCUGGAGCAAGGGGCAGCAGGAUGUGGAAGACAGGCUCCUGGACAGGCUGAGGAAGAGCAGGCAUGCCUGGACAAUGGGGAGGACAAGGAGGGUGAGCCUGGAAGCAGAUGGAACAUCAGGGAAGAGGCUGAGGGGAGUCCAGAGACUGAGGUGGAGGCUGGAAAGGCCAGUGAGGAAGGAGGGGAGGCUGGGGGAAGCCAAGAUAUGACGGUCAGUUUGAGAGAAGUGAGUGGGAAAGAGACAGAGGCCGAGGGAGAGAAGUCCAAAGAUCAGAAGGAGGCUGAAAGUAUGGAGGAGGCUGAGGAUGUGGAGGUACCAGGAGGAGAGCAGAAUGAAGACAAGGAGAAGCAAAGAGAUAUUGAGAGAAAAGAGGCUAAGCAAGGAGAGGAAGCCCAGCUAGAAGCUGAAAGGGACCCAGAGCAUGGGGCCCAGGAAUACCGAGUUGCUGAGGAGAGCUGGGAAGUUGUACACAAACAAGAAGCAGAGGGAGGCAGAGAGGAUGAAGUCAAAGAACAGAAGGGGAAUGGGGACCACGAGGCAAGAGAAGACCCAGAAGAUGGUGAAGACAGCAGAAGACCAGAAGCAGCAGCUGAAGGAAGAGCAGGGGAGGUCAGCAAGGAACAGAAGAGUGGGGAUGGAGAGGCUGAGGGAGACCAGAGGGCUGGAGGUGACCAUUCAGAAGAAAGCACCCUUUCUGAGAGGGCAGGCAUAGAGUCCCUGGAGGUUGACAGUGCCAAAGAGGGCAACACCCAAUCUUCUGAGAUGGAACAGGAAGCCCCACAUCCACCCCUGCCAGAAGAGAUGGAGGCUGAGGGGCAGCCCAGUCCAGAGGGCUGUGAUCUGUGCCCCUGUUCCCUUGGCUCAGCUGGUGGUGUGGGCAUGCGCCUGGCUUCCACUCUGGUUCAGGUCCAACAGGUCCGCUCUGUGCCUGUGGUGCCCCCCAAACCACAGUUUGCCAAGAUGCCCGGUGCAAUCUGUAGCAAGAUCCACGUGGCACCUGCAAACCCAUGCCCAAGGCCUGGCCGGCUUGAUGGGACUCCUGGGGAAAGGGCUUGGGGGUCCCGAGCUUCCCGAUCCUCUUGGAGGAAUGGGGGCAGUCUUUCCUUUGAUGCUGCUGUGGCCCUGGCCCGGGAUCGCCAGAGGACUGAGGCUCAGGCAAUUCGGAGGACCCAGACCUGUACUGGGGGUGGGGACUACAGCCUCAUCCCCAGAACCUCCCCCUGUAACAUGAUCCCUGCCUAUUGUCCCCGGCCCCUUAGCUGCCUGGAGCUACCAUCUGAAGGAACAGAGGGGUCUGGACCUCGGAGUCGGCUUAGUCUACCCCCCAGAGAACUCCAACCUCCUGACCCCCUUAUGUGCCCCCAGCGCAGAUCAUAUGCAUUUGAAACACAGGCUAACCCUGGGAAAGGUGAGAGACUGUGA
Messenger RNA from Cynocephalus volans (Philippine flying lemur), 3318 nucleotides. It is a transcript of the gene ARHGAP30, whose product is annotated as Rho GTPase activating protein 30. Gene Ontology annotation, molecular function: GTPase activator activity. The record is from RefSeq and is a predicted model, not a curated record. Lineage: Eukaryota; Metazoa; Chordata; Mammalia; Dermoptera; Cynocephalidae. The transcript is spliced from 12 exons. Bases 1 to 3318 code for a protein of 1105 amino acids. Gene Ontology annotation, biological process: small GTPase-mediated signal transduction.